Molecule: messenger RNA, 2004 nt
Organism: Linum trigynum
Lineage: Eukaryota; Viridiplantae; Streptophyta; Magnoliopsida; Malpighiales; Linaceae
Source: the annotation of a GenBank genome assembly
CGUAAAUCGUUCUACUUCUCUCAUCUCCGUCUUCUGCAACCCAACGCACGUCGGUCCUUCGUCACUCUUCAUUGCGCAGGAGCUCGGUCAGGCGAUUCGUACAGGUAAGACGUGUUUCUUCUUCGGAUCUUUUUGCUCAUUAUGAUUAUGAUUAUUAUUUUAGUUUCUUACUGAGAACAGAUUGAGCUGACAGAAUCUAGAACUAGGAUUUGGGAUUUGGAGUGAAAAAGUAACAGAAAGAUUAUGGCCGCCGAGAUAUGAAAAUUUACUUCGGAAUCUCUCACCGGGCAUCUUUCCUUCCUUACCGAAUGGUGGUGUUUGUUUGUAGGGUUUUGUUGUUGUUUGUUUAGAUGGAAGAAGCAGAGGAGGGCAAUGCAGCAGGGGAAACAAAGAAGAGCAGAGGAGGAGGAGGCUCUUGUAACCGCUGUAUGAUUAAUGAUGUUGGGGAAGAGUUGUUGACCGACAUUCUGAUACGUCUCCCUCUGGAUCAGAUCUACCGCUGCAAAUCCGUCUGCAAACACUGGCUGUCUCUCAUUCAAAGCCCUCUCUUUCGUGCUGACUACUCGAGGAAGAAGCAGAAGCAGAAUCAGAAUCAGAAGAAGAAGAAGCAGAGUAUUAAGCUGAGCUGCAUCGGCCUCCACCCGCACCCCCAGCAAAACUCACCGGUCCUGAUCGCGAAUAACGAAUACGACCACAACGAUGACGUGAGGAAGAGGCUCGAAUUCUCGCUUGAUUUCGUACCGGAUUUGCCACAAUUACACGGAGCCGACGUUUACAAUCAGAUCCUCCAACAAGCAGCUGAUGACAAGAAGAAUUACGCCAAGGAGAAGCAGAUGUAUUCAUGGCUAUCCGCUCAACGAGCCAUGCUCAAUGCAAUACCAGACGUCGAAAGUAAGAAGAAGCGGAUCCAGGAAAUACUCAAUUCACGACGGUGGCCUAAGAAGAAGCGUUACUACUCCAACAGGGACUUCAUUCUAGGUUCAUCCAAUGGCUUGCUCCUCUGCGCCCCACUGCUGUUCACGCCAAAGUACACGGGAUUCUUUAUGUACACCGACCCGGUGUUCGACGAUUUUCCAGCCAGUUAUGUGGUCUGCAACCCUUACACCAAGCAGUGGAUUCAAGUCCCGCCGCCGCCUCCCUCCUCCUCCAUUACGCCUCAUGCUGCUGCCAACGUCGGUUUUGUCUCCGAUUUCGAUUCGAUGGACCGAGGCGGUGGCUGUUGGUUUAAGAUCGCUCGUCUCCCCCUCGACUUGGAGUCUCUACGCGGACGCUCCUUCGAGCUGCAAGUCUUCUCGUCUCACUCCUGGGAGUGGACGACCCUUACAUCCCCGUCUCUCCCACGGCUCAGGACCGCUACAUUGCCCUCUCUCCCAUGGCCCAUUUGGGUGAACAAUUCAGAGCGGAUCGUUGUUGCAGUAACGUUGAAGAAGAAGAAGAAGAAUGGCGGCGGGCCUCGUCUGUGUUGGAUGGUCAACAGGUGCCGGGCGAUUGUAUAUGAUCCCAUCAAGAAUGUGGUUGAUGUUGUGAUUGGGGUGAUGCAGCAGCCACCGGAUCGUGGUCUGGUUCACGGGGUGGUGGUUUUCGACGCGAUGUGCGUUAGCAGAGGCUGCUUGUGGGCAGGGAGCCUUCGUUGUCAAACGGUGCUCAAGAUUUUUAGAGCAUCAGGGAAGAAAUGGGAGAUGGUGGAAGAGUUUGAUGUUCAGCAGGUUUGCAAACAGGGGGCAUUUACUUACACAUUCAUGACUAUGAAUCCCGACGAUCCACAGCAGGUGUACCUCAGAAAUUGGAAGUCGGUUUUCCUGUUGAACCUAAGGACCAAAACCUUGAAGGUGGUUGCAACUCUGGAGAACCUAACUAAUGGCUUGAUCGAAAGGUUGACAAUAGUCUGUGAAAACCCACUAUGGCCAACUCCACUUCCUUCUCCCAUCCUUUCCCCUUCUUCUUAAUGGCUCUUACUCUGCCCCUCCAAUUUGAGCAGUAAGUAAGUAAAUUCCUACAACUUUU